CGUGGAUUCAGAGCAGGACGGCCAGCUGGCCAGGCGGUGGAUUUGCGGUCUCCUCAACCCGUUGGGCCAUGGUGGCAGCUCCUUCCAGCUGAAAGGGCAAAUGAAUACCGAGAAGUACCGGAAGUUCCUGGAUGGGCUCAACAACCUGAAAGAUGAACGGGACCGGGUCCAGAAAAAGACCUUCACGAAAUGGGUGAAUAAGCACCUGAUGAAGGUGCGCAAGCAUGUCAAUGACCUCUACGAGGACCUGCGAGAUGGUCACAAUCUCAUCUCUCUGCUGGAGGUUCUUUCAGGUGUCAAGCUGGUGAGUUUCCAAGAUGCCACAAUUGAAGCAGUUUUCCCAGGGCCACAUUAAGGCCAAGCAAUGCCCUAAGCACAACUCAACAAUGGUGCCCCUCGACAGUCACACCAUGAGAUGGAAAUAAAUGUGAUUUCUGACAUCACCUUC
Molecule: messenger RNA, 448 nt
Organism: Python bivittatus (Burmese python)
Lineage: Eukaryota; Metazoa; Chordata; Lepidosauria; Squamata; Pythonidae
Source: RefSeq, a predicted model, not a curated record